AUGGCUGGCGUCGGCUUCGCGGCGCACCGCCUGGAGCUGCUCGCCUCCUACCAGGACGUGAUCGGCGAGGACAGCCCCACCGACUGGGCCCUCUACACAUACGAGGAUGGCUCUGAUGACCUGAAGCUGGCAGCGUCGGGAGGUGGAGGUUUGCUGGAGCUUUCUGGCCACUUUGAGAUUCAGAAGGUGAUGUAUGGCUUCUGCAGCGUCAAGGACCCCCAGGCUGUGCUCCCCAAAUAUGUCCUCGUCAACUGGGUGGGUGAGGAUGUGCCGGACGCCCGCAAAUGCGCCUGUGCCAGCCACGUAGCCAAGAUUGCCGAGUUCUUCCAGGGCGUCGAUGUCAUCGUCAAUGCCAGCAGCGUGGAGGACAUUGACCCAGGGGCCAUCGGGCAGCGGCUCUCCAACGGGCUGGCCCGUGUCUCCAGCCCGGUGCUGCACCGCCUGCGGCUGCGCGAGGAUGAGAACGCCGAGCCUGUGGGCACCACUUACCAGAAAACCGAUGCCACCGUGGAGAUGAAGAGGCUCAACCGGGAGCAGUUCUGGGAACAGGCAAAGAAAGAGGAGGAAUUGCGUAAGGAGGAAGAGCGGAAAAAGGCCCUGGAUGCCCGGCUGCGGUUCGAGCAGGAGCGGAUGGAGCAGGAGCGGCUGGAGCAGGAGGAGCGGGAACGGCGCUACCGGGAGCGCGAGGAGCAGAUCGAGGAGCACAGGAGGAAGCAGCAGAGCUUGGAGGCGGAGGAGGCCCGGCAGCGCCUGAAGGAGCAGUCCAUUUUUGGGGAUCAGCAAGAAGAGGACGACAGGCAGCAGUUUCGGAAAUCAGAGUCAGAGGUGGAGGAGGCUGCUGCCAUCAUCGCUCAGCGGCCUGACAACCCCAGGGACUUCUUCAAGCAGCAGGAGCGGGUGGCAUCAAGCAGCAGCGAUGCUAUCUCACCAGGCAGCCACAGGACAGGUCGUCUGCACUGUCCUUUCAUAAAGACAGCUGACAGUGGGCCACCUUCUUCCUCCUCCUCCUCCUCCUCCCCCCCACGGACCCCCUUCCCCUAUAUCUCCUGCCACCGCACUCCAAAUCUCUCCUCUUUCUUCCCAUGCAGCCAGUCGGACGCCUUCCGCAAGGCCUCGGCAGCGGGCUGCAGCCCCUGCGAGUCCAGCCCGGCCGCCACGCCGCUGGGCGAUCUGGGCACCCGCGCGCCCGCUGACCAGACGCCGGCAACGCCCAAAGAGUCCCCCAGCCCCAGCGCGCAGGAGCCCGGGCCAGCCACACCCGAGCAGCACUGGCCCUUCCCAGGGCCCGAGGACAAGGCCAUGGAGCCCCCUGGGGACGAGCCCAGUCACAGGCCAGUGUGGACAGCGGGGGGUGAUGCCCUGGGGGACCUGGUGACCCUGGAGCCCACCGAGCCUUCCCUGCCACCCGUGGCUGAUGAGCCCCAAACUGGGGAAGCCCCCAACCCUGAGAGCCUCAUCGACCUGUGGCAGAGCGACGGGGUGACUUCCCCAGCUGCCUGGCCCCUGCCUGCUGCCCCUGUCCCUGAGACACCCCCAGCCAUGCUGCCCGAGGAGGGGGCCCUGCUGAGCCUGGAUGAGCUGCCUGAGCCCCCCGCCACCUUCUGCGAUGCAGAGCAGGAGGAUGAGGAUGAGGAGGUGGUAGCUGGUGAGGGGGACCCCCAAUCCCAGGAUCUGGGCUGCCAGCACACACCCCAGGAAGACACCCUGGGCCGAGAGACGCCCCCCAUCACCAAUGGGGAGAUGGCCCCCAAGGAUGGGACACCAGGUCGUGGGGAGCAGGCCAGCGAGGGCUACUUCAGCCAGUCCCAGGAGGAGGAGGUGCCCCCCCCCGAGGAGCUGUCGGCCAAAGCCCCCCAGCCCAUCUUCUACAACAAGCCCCCAGAGAUCGACAUCACAUGCUGGGAUGCAGACCCUCUGCCCGAGGAAGAGGAGAGCUUUGGGGGGGCCCUGUGA
Molecule: messenger RNA, 1953 nt
Organism: Cinclus cinclus
Lineage: Eukaryota; Metazoa; Chordata; Aves; Passeriformes; Cinclidae
Gene: DBN1
Product: drebrin 1
Exons: 15
Coding region: 1-1953 (650 amino acids)
Biological process (GO): regulation of actin filament polymerization; postsynaptic actin cytoskeleton organization; positive regulation of dendritic spine morphogenesis
Cellular component (GO): postsynaptic membrane; postsynaptic density; lamellipodium
Molecular function (GO): actin filament binding
Source: RefSeq, a predicted model, not a curated record